AUGGUCGCCCAACUGUCUGAAAUCGCCAACAAGUCGUUCGACUAUGUGAUCCUGGGCGGAGGCACCGCUGGUUUGACCGUUGCUGGAAGACUCGUCCAAAACACCGACAAGAGUGUGCUGGUCCUUGAGGCUGGUGAAGCCAACCUUGAUGAUCCGAAGAUUCUCCUGGGCGGAGCAACUUGGGGCGCAAACUUCGGAAAUCCCAAGUAUGAUUGGGCCUUCAAGACCACUCCUCAGAAGUACUCUAAUGACCGUGAGCUCAUCUGGAAUCGCGGGAAGGGGCUCGGGGGUAGCUCCGCCAUUAACUUCUGCGCAUGGAUCAAGCCCCCGGCAGCGGAUAUCGACGCAUGGGAGGAACUCGGCAACCCGGGUUGGAACUGGAAGGCGUAUCAGAAGUACACGAUGCGUACAGAAGAGUUCACGGCAGCGACUGAGGAACAACUUAAGGAGUACGCCUUCACCCACAAUAUCGAGUACCGUGGUACCAGCGGGCCGCUUAAGACCACUGUCCCAUUGACGUCCCUCCCUGCGAACAAGAUCUUCCUGGAGGCACUGCAGAAACAGGGUCUCCGGCUCUUGCAUGAUCCUUAUGGUGGCGAUGUCACUGGUUGCUAUGAGGCAUCAGCAAACCUUGACCGCAAGACACAAUGGAUGCGCUCGUACGCUGCGACGGCGUAUUACCUUCCGCUCAAGAACAAACCCAACUACACGGUCCUCACGGAAGCGACCGUCGCGCGGGUCCUUUUCAGCGAGGGCAAGCCUGGCGAAGACCUCGUUGCCACCGGUGUCGAGUUCAUACACGGUGGCAAGCUUCACAAGGUUCACGCGAAGCAAGAGGUCGUCAUCACCGCAGGGGCGCUCAAAUCGCCGCAGAUCCUCGAGCUAUCCGGGAUUGGCCGCCGCGAUGUGCUUGAUAAGAUCGGCGUUCCCAUCAAGGUGGAGCUGCCGGGUGUUGGGGAGAAUGUCCAGGACCACACUUUCAUUGGCCUCUCAUACGAGCUGGACUCAAAGAUUGCACAUAAGACCGCCGACGUACUGCGGGACCCCGAGGUCGCUAAGGAGCACGCACGACUUCACGUAGCGGGAGACGAGAGCUUGUACCGUCUAGGUAUCACCGCGUUCUCAUACUUUCCUCUGCAGCUCGGUAGUCCGAACGCCACGGAUGCGAUCGUGAAUGAAGUGACUAAAUACAUCAACGAUAAGAAGAAGAGCGAAAAGCUGCCUCCGGGGCUCGCAGAGCAGUACGACAUCCAGCUGCGCAUACUCAAGGACAAAACCCUCCCGGAGAUGGAAUUAAUUGCCGUGCCCACAUACAUGACGUUCAAAUCGGCGCCGGAGAGCGGCAAAGCAUACUUGAGUGUCUUGGCUGUGCUUCAGCAUCCAUUCUCAAGGGGUGUCGUGCACGCUAAAAGCAAGGAUCCUUUAGAACACCCUGAGAUCGAUCCGCAUCUUUUUGAAUGCUCACAGGACCUCGAUAUCUUCGCGGAAAACUUCAAGUUUGCGAGACUCGUGGCAAACACAGAGCCUUUCAAGUCUGGCUUCGUGCGUGAGAUGGACCCUGGCCCGGAGGUACAGACGGACGAACAGAUCAAAGAGUACCUCAAGAACUUCAGUAGCACGUGUUACCAUGCUUGCGGCAGCGCGAGCAUGCUUCCGCGAGAGAAGAACGGUGUCGUCGACUCUGAGCUCAGGGUAUACGGCACGAAGAACCUUCGUGUUGCCGACCUCUCCAUUGCGCCACUAGAAGUUGCUGCACAUACCCAAGCGACUGUGUACGGCAUCGCUGAACAGAUGGCGGACAUUCUGCUUGACUCUGCUUGA
This is a messenger RNA of Postia placenta MAD-698-R-SB12, 1821 nucleotides long. RefSeq lists its product as hypothetical. Bases 1 to 1821 code for a protein of 606 amino acids. NCBI's taxonomy places the organism in Eukaryota, Fungi, Basidiomycota, Agaricomycetes, Polyporales, Adustoporiaceae. The transcript has 18 exons. Gene Ontology annotation, molecular function: oxidoreductase activity, acting on CH-OH group of donors; flavin adenine dinucleotide binding. The record is from RefSeq and is a predicted model, not a curated record.